AUGCUAAUCUGCGCUGGCGAUUUGCACAAAAAAUUGGAUCCCGAACAAUUGUGGGAUAAAACUUUAGUUCAUACGAGAAAUCGCUGUGUAUGUUUAGUGCAAAUCGGCAGUCUUCGGUCACUUGUGCACUCACUGUCGAUGCCUGGAAAGACCGUUUGGACUCCGCUUUCGUAUAUAUUUAGUAUUAUAAAUAUACUGCCGAACUUGCACUGCGUGAGUAUCGAUACCUUGGCCUCCAGAAGUCGCGUGGAUAACGUGCAUGUAAAAUCAGUGCCAUCAUCGUUGCCCUGGUCAACUGCUUUGAUCCAGGGUAUUCAACAGGUGACCAGUGAUCAGCCCUUAGCUGUGGAAGAUACUCUUCUCAACACAUCGUUCACUGGAUUUCAAACUAUUCCAGUAACGAAAUUUCGCACCAGUGAAGCAACACUGCAGAUUCUUGAUACUGCCGCUCGGGCGUUCGAUGGAAAGUAG
Molecule: messenger RNA, 471 nt
Organism: Gongylonema pulchrum
Lineage: Eukaryota; Metazoa; Nematoda; Chromadorea; Rhabditida; Gongylonematidae
Source: the annotation of a GenBank genome assembly